This is a messenger RNA of Octopus sinensis (East Asian common octopus), 2781 nucleotides long. Its product is annotated as protein LSM14 homolog B. The record is from RefSeq and is a predicted model, not a curated record. Gene Ontology annotation, biological process: cytoplasmic stress granule assembly; P-body assembly. The coding region runs from base 203 to 1546 and encodes 447 amino acids. Gene Ontology annotation, cellular component: P-body. Gene Ontology annotation, molecular function: mRNA binding. Lineage: Eukaryota; Metazoa; Mollusca; Cephalopoda; Octopoda; Octopodidae. The transcript is spliced from 9 exons.
CGGAGAGUACAGUGUUACAUUGUCGCCAUCUUGAGAGAUAUUUUAGUUUGGGGAGAAGAAAGUCGACUGCUUUGAGCUCUCUCUCUCUCGAACCGCAACACCACUGGACCCACGACCACCCUCUUUUAAUAGCGUUGGGCUCAACGGACAGGCAGACUAAAAUUUGUUGGAGAAAACUGCGAAAGCGAACCGUGAGAGAACCAUGAGUGGAGGAGGUAUUCCGUAUCUGGGCAGCAAGAUAAGCCUGAUAUCGAAGGCUGAGAUACGUUAUGAAGGCAUUCUCUACACCAUCGACCCCCACGAAUCCACUGUUGCUCUCGCCAAAGUAAGAUCUUUUGGUACUGAAGAUCGUCCUACCGACCGUCCUGUUGCCCCAAGAGAUGAAGUUUUUGAAUAUAUAAUAUUCAGAGGUAGUGACAUUAAAGACAUCCAUGUCUGUCAACCUCCCAAGCCACAGCCUUUGCAAGGACUACCGCAAGACCCUGCUAUUGUGAAGUCAUCCCAGCCAGUGACCACCACUUCGUCUUAUCCUCAACAACAGCAGCAGCAGCAACAACAGCAGCAGCCUCAGCACACUUACAGCGGUCAAUCUUAUCAACCUUUUGGAGGAGCUCAGCUUUAUGGCGGUCAGUAUCUUCAUUCUGGUGGCCAGCAUUCCUAUCAUGGUUCUAGCCAAUUUUCUCUUCCAGUUUCUCGUGGUCCUACCCCACCUGUUGGGCGCAAAUCCCCAACAACUGAUCAAGGAACUCAGAUCAAUGUGGAUGACAAGAUGCAGCAGCAGCAUCAGCAUCAGCACCAGCACCAGCAGAUGUCUCCCACGGAUCGUCGAGACAAACGCUACAAUAAUCAGAAAGAUCAGCAAGGGAACCGGACUACAACAUUCACUCGUGGACGAGGGGGUAGAGGGGUUCCAAGAGGCCGACCCCGAGGAAUGUCUCGAGGUAUGCCAAGAGGCAGAGGGAACUCCAGACAACCUUCAGAACCUCUCAAAUUUGAGAAUGACUAUGAUUUUGAGAGUGCCAAUGCUGAAUUUGAAGAAGUGGAGAAGGAGCUGAAGAAGUUAACACUGAAUGAAAAGAAUCCCACUCCUAUUGUGAAUGGAGAAAAACCAGAAACUGAAGAGGAACCAGAAGUUCCAAAGAAAGAUGUGAAGAAGGAUGAAGAAACGGUGUACUAUGAUAAAACCAAAUCUUUCUUUGAUAACAUCAGCUGUGAGGCAACUGAGCGUGAACAUGGUCGUGUAAAUAGAACAAGUUGGCGAGAAGAACGGAAACUUAAUGCAGAAACUUUUGGAGUGUCAGAACGUUAUCGUGGUAGGGGCAGAGGCAUGAGAGGUCGAGGUGGUUUCCGAGGUCGAAGGGGGAGAGCUCCUUUUUAUCCAUCAGGUAGAGGAAUGAACCGUGGUAAUUACAGAGGAAACUUCCGACGAAAUUCCGGAAAUACUGGUUGGGGUGAUUCUAGUUGGGCAGAUAACCAACACAAUGAAGCAAACAACGUAAACGGUGAAAAAGCUCUGAACAAGAGGCCCAUUGCUGUUUUCACCUAAUAAUCAUCUCAAUACUGAAAAAAACAACAAAAAAAGCAUCGGACAUCGAAGUAGUCAGAUUUUGAAUCCUUUCCAACUCAUUGCUGCCAUUUUUGUUUGGAACGGAAGCAGGGAAGCAACCAGUUAACUACCUUGUCUGGCUCUGUCCAGGAAGAGAGAAGCUAACAGAUGCGGAUAGAAUUACUGACAGCUUGCCAUUGACAGAUGCAAUAAAUCCAGUCACAACAGAUUUACUUAAAAUAUAUAUUUAUAUAUACAGAAUCAGCAUGUAUAUAUAACCCCUGACCCUAAAGUUUUUUACCUCCUGAAAACACCUGCAAAAAAUAUUUAAAAGAAACAUUACAGGAAAAUACCUGCUAAGUAGAAAGUUGUGUAAAUAGAACAGCCACUUUGUGUUGUUAGCAGGCAAACAGCGACGACCAGGAUUGAAGACCAAAAGCCCAAAUCUCAUGGUUGGAUGGCAUUUAGAAAGGGCUCAUUGCUUGUCUCCCACUUCCCUUGUCCUCAGACCCUUUCAUCAUCAGACUAUUUAAGGUUCUGAUAAUAAUGUUGGGACAUUGUCCAGAGGGUAGUUAAAUGUAGCUUUUAUUUUUUAUUUUCUUUUUUCUUUUUUUCCUUUUUUUUUUUUUGAUUUCAUGGACUUUUUGGGGUUUCUUUGUUUGCUUCCUAAAACCCUGGCAGUAGAAUCAGUGCUUUAUUAAGCAGGGAAACUAAGAAUGUGCUAUAUCAAUAUUAAAGAGUUUAGUGUUAUUUUACUUAAAUUUCUUCCGGAAAUCACUUUAUUCCCUGCUUUCUUCAUUUUUUUCUGGAAGUUGAAUGAGCAGAGGUAGUGGCCAUACUACAUCUAACUGCCUUUGAAGUGCAACUCUAUAUUUCAACGUAGAAACCAUCUGGGGAAGGGAUUGAUUUUUCUUUAACUCCAGCUACCAAGUUGGUGGCAGUUUUUGAGGACCUGUUGAGGGUUGAGGAUAUUUUAAAGGCUCAAAAUGACUGACUUCGUAAAAAGGUAUGGAUGGAAAUUUACUAGAAAGAGGAAUAAGCCAUUCUCUUAAGGUUCCUGGGACAAAGUAGUUGCUAAUGACCAAAAACUGUUGGCAUCUCUCAGAACUGACCAGUUUAGUCAGUUUGGCAGGACUGGGGAGGGGGGGGAAAAGACAACUUUAACCUACCAAACACUCCAAUGUUAAGAUACUACACACCUCCUCCUCCUUUAAUUAAAAGACAUUUGCAGAAUA